This is a messenger RNA of Monodelphis domestica (gray short-tailed opossum), 1756 nucleotides long. It is a transcript of the gene RAB38, whose product is annotated as RAB38, member RAS oncogene family. NCBI's taxonomy places the organism in Eukaryota, Metazoa, Chordata, Mammalia, Didelphimorphia, Didelphidae. Gene Ontology annotation, molecular function: GTPase activity; GTP binding. Gene Ontology annotation, biological process: endosome to lysosome transport; phagosome-lysosome fusion. The record is from RefSeq and is a predicted model, not a curated record. Gene Ontology annotation, cellular component: Golgi apparatus; lysosome; phagocytic vesicle.
AAUUCAGCUCAGCUCUAGGAGAAGAUCGCUCUCCUCCUCCGCGAGGUCACCUCCCGGCCACAGUGUGGCAUCCCAGGAGGUCGUCCGCAAAGUCCAGAAGUGGAGAGAUACAAAGAGAUAUAAAAGAGGAAAGCUUCCGGCAUUUCCAUUCCGCGUCCCUUUGCACUUUAAGAACCCCCUCAAUUACCCACCCCUACCUCCACGCUCCGCACGUGCUAAGCUUCAGUGUCCCUCUCCCUCAGAUUCACUUCUCUCCCUCACCUCCCCCUAAGUCAGGGCAGAGUUUUGCCUCCCAGGGCAGAGGCAGGGCGGUCUUCGGGCGCGGAGCCCCGCCUGCCCCGCCUCUUUUCUCCUCCCAGUUUCUCCUCUUUGCCUCCCCUGGCUUCUCAACGGGACACACAAACUCCCUCCCUCACGUACACGCACACAUACUCUCAGACUCACCCCGGGUCUCUCCUGGGGCUGCGCCCCUCCUGCGCCGGGUGCGCAGGGCCUGUAAUAGCGCUUGCCGGCUUGGGCUUGGGCGCAGAGGCAGAAUGCAGAGCCAGCCAAGGGAGCAUCUUUACAAGCUGCUGGUGAUCGGCGACCUGGGCGUGGGCAAGACCAGCAUCAUCAAGCGCUAUGUGCACCAGAACUUCUCCUCCCACUACCGGGCCACCAUCGGAGUGGACUUCGCCUUGAAAGUCCUCCAGUGGGACCCGGAGACCGUGGUGCGCCUGCAGCUCUGGGACAUCGCGGGCCAAGAAAGAUUUGGAAAUAUGACAAGGGUCUAUUACCGAGAAGCCAUGGGAGCAUUUAUAGUCUUUGAUGUCACCAGGCCAGCCACUUUCGAGGCAGUGACAAAGUGGAAAAGUGACUUGGAUGCCAAAUUAACUCUCCCCAAUGGCAAACCGGUAUCUGCAGUUCUUUUGGCCAACAAGUGCGAUCAAGGGAAGGAUGUGCUCCUCAACAAUGGACUCAAGAUGGACCAGUUCUGCAAGGAAAAUGGUUUUGUAGGAUGGUUUGAAACAUCAGCAAAGGAAAAUAUAAACAUUGAUGAAGCCUCCAGGUGCCUGGUGAAGCACAUACUGGCCAAUGAGAGUGACCUGACACAGUCGGUGGAAACAGAUGUGGUGAAGCCAAAUCUUUCUCCCUCCAGAGUCUCCAGCUGCUCCGGCUGUUCCAGGUCCUAGGCCAGUUCUCCUAGGCCCGUUCUGGUGGGAAUCUCUCAAGGGCGAUACUGUGGCUCCAUCUGCUGUGACUGGAUAUUUAUUGUUUCCGUUGAAUGCCAGGAUUCUGCACCAAGAUCUGCCCAUGUGUCCUGCAAGAGAGAAAACUCCAUUGAUUGUUUUCAAAGAUCACCAACACAGUGUUUACAAGUUUUCAGAAAAUUGAGUGUUUUACAAGCUCCUACUCCCUGCUGGUCCUCCCCACCCAUCAGGUUAGAGCCUCCUGGUCCUCAGCUUUUUGUAGAUGGGCAGCUGCCCAUUGUCUGCCGGGCCUUUGAAAGGCUUCAGCCUGCUCUUCAGAGAGGGCAGGAAUCUCAGAAACACCCUGCCAGGGCUUCUGGGUAUCAGUGCCAAAAAAGGUCAUGUCUGCCUUUGAAUCUUCCCCUUCCCUGGCCCCAGUAGUGGAAAACCAAGUUACAGACCUCUCCCUCUAAAAGCUUUUCUACAUGCUUCUUCCUACUCAAGUUGUGGGGUGAAUAUUUGACUUAGAGUAUGUAUAUAUAAUAUUGUUUUUUCUCAAGUGGAAAAUAAAACAUGGAAAUAUAUAA